Molecule: messenger RNA, 4751 nt
Organism: Aethina tumida (small hive beetle)
Lineage: Eukaryota; Metazoa; Arthropoda; Insecta; Coleoptera; Nitidulidae
Gene: ssp5
Exons: 15
Coding region: 83-4666 (1527 amino acids)
Source: RefSeq, a predicted model, not a curated record
CUAAAAUAUUCUUCCGUCUUAUUUUUUAAAAUUAAUUAUCUGAUAAUAUUAGUCAGGUAAAAGUACCAAUUCAACAUCCAAAAUGUCGGGCAAACCAAACUACAAAAGUCAAGAUCUCUUCUAUAAAGUGCUACCAUGCAAAAAAGAUGUGGGGAGAGUCAUGAAAACAUCUUUGGAACCGGAAAGGAACACAUUCGAGGAGAUGCGUCCAUCUUUAGGCUAUGCCAUUGAUUACAAUAUAUCUCAGACUUACUGCAAGUUCGACGCCGGAAACAAAAAAAUUUCUUUUCGUCAGACGCAAGCCACUUAUGUUACACCAAAGAAGAACACAACCACUAUGAAAAAACGAUAUUUUCACGGUCGGCCGCCGUUUUUCGAAUACUUGGACGAAGUCAGAGACAGAAAGUUUGAAAAGGAGCAGAAAAAACAAGUUGAAAUGUUAAAUAUAGCAAAGCGAAAUGCAAAAAUUCAGUACCACCAACUUCAUAAGUCUAAACAUGCAUGUUUGCAACAACUUUGCGGCCCCGAGUGGUUUCAAGAGUUAUCACCUGCUCAAAUGGAAGCAAUUGAGAAAUUAAAAAUAUGCAUCGACACGGAUUUGUUUUGUGAUACUAUUGUUAGAUGUCAAGAGGUGAUUUCUAAAUUAGGUUUAGUUUUAAGACCUAAUCCCAGACACAUUAAAAAUGCAUUGCUUCGUUGUGGUGGCAGCCCCGAAGAGUUUUUAUUGCAGCUGUAUAGUUUAAUAAAUCCUAAAAGAACUGGUUAUUCUAUAAAUGAUAGAUUGUUGAUAUCUUCUGUUGUUCAUCUAUCAAUGGAAAACACGUUGAGAGAACUUCAUGUCAGAAUUCCUUCACCUCCAAAAGAAACACCCGCUAACAAAUCAAAAAAGAAAGAGGUAAAACCUCAAAAGAAAAAGUCGAAACCGAUAUCACCUUAUUUAGAACAAGUUGUUUUUAAACCUCACAAAAAGAAAAAAUGUGCUUUCACACGGAUUUAUCGACCUAAUAUACCAUAUUUUAGUUAUAUUCCAAGAAUGCGAUAUGAAAUAAAGCAUAAUAAUGGAUAUAAUUACAUAGAUACGGAUCUUAUACCAGAUCCAAAGGAAGCAGAGAUUAUCCAAGAAACUAUUGCGGCUCAGCAACUUUAUAACGAGAAGACCAAUUCUAAUAAGGUUUAUUUGCUAAAACCUUCUUACAUGUCUGAUCCUUUUUUUCUGGAAUCAAUUACUAAUGCAUCCCAAGACGAACCUCCUGUGAAAGAGAAAAAGAAAAAUGUCACUAGAGUAUCUCAUGAUGAUUCUACUGUUAGAGAAAAAAAGAAAAAUCCUGAUGACAGUACCAAACCUCGUAAAAAGGGGAAUUCAGGUACAACCACAAAACCCCCGACGGCAAAAAGGAAGAAAUCAACAAAAAAUAGUGUUAGUAGAAAGUCUGAAGCGAUCGAUGAGGAGAUACAAUUUGAUUUUUGUGAUAAAAUCAGCGUAAAAAGUACAUGUGAAGUUAAAUGUAUGGAAUGCAUAGGUUUGUCUAAGGAAGAAGGAACUGUCAGCAUGUGUGUGACAGGCAAUCCCAAGUUGCCCCCAGCGACACUGCAAAUUCCGGACUCGUGUGAUUGUUACGUACCGAACACAUUAGCUACGCCAAUAAUGGGUGGGUGUAAAAUGACUCCAAGUGGGCACAUGAUACCUUUUAUACAAGGAAUUCGGCAAAACAAAUGCGAAUGUCUAGAACAUUUUUACGAACAGCUUAAAGUAUGCGAAGAGGAAAAAAGUUUUACCAAAGCAAAAAUGGAGCUUAAGAAGUUACCAAAUAAAUAUCAAAUUCAAGGAGUCGUAUGUACUCCAGAUGGUCCUGUAUUUAUUUUAGGUGGGAUUGUCUCUGGCUUGAGUUACGGGCCACCCGGAGCAACUUUGGAUUAUUAUCGCAAGGAGUUAGUUAAUUUCGAUAUCAAUGAUUUAGGAAAUAUGCCAAAUGCUACAGAGACUAAAGUUUCAAAAUGUAAAAUUCGUGAGAAACCCAAUGAGUGCGAGUGUAAAAAGAAAAGCGAAAAAUUUAUAAAGAAACAAUGCAGGUGUGAAAAAUGCAAAGUCAUAGAUAGGCGCAACAAUCCCUUUUUUAUUUCUGGCGGAUCAGUAGAAACAGAACAAGGUUUAGUUCCUAUAAUUGGUGGAAUUUGCAUAAGAACAUGCGAUUGUUUACAAAAGUACCUGGACAAUAUUAGAAAAUUUGAGUAUCGGAAAAUUAUAAAAGAAGGGAAAAAAAAACUGAAAGAAAAUAUUGGUGUUAGACCCAUCAUUCAGGGUGUUACUAUAACACCCGACGGUCCCGUAUAUAAUAUUGGGGGUAUGAAACAGAAGAGCAGCUGUAAAUGUCUUGAAGUGUACCUUGACAAAAUAGAAGAGAUGAAUAAAAGGAUACCAAAUUACGUAGACGAUGAUUACUUCACUUUAUUAGAAAACCCACCUGAGAAAGCAAAAAUUUGCUCAAAAGAAUGCAGAAUAUGUAAACAACAUUAUGAAAAAUUCAUUAGCAAACAAUGUCGUUGUCAGAAAUGUGAGACUGAACGCCGAUUACAAGACGGAACGUUUGUAAUUGCCGGAUCGCAAGUUGAUCCUUAUGGAACGCUGACCAAUGUUAUCGGCGGCGUGCAAUUGCCAACUUGCAGUUGUUUAAAAGAUUAUCAAGAUAGACUUCACGACUACGAAUGUGGGUUACUGACACGGGAUAAAAUGAAACAAUUAAAAAAACAAAACAUGAUAAUUGGGGGAGUUACACAAGGAAAAGAUAGUCCAGAGUAUAUAAUAUCUGGUCUCUUCGCUGGAGACGGACGUAAUCCAUACAUAGAAGAUGAUAAAGAAUUUAUCAUCUCACCGGAAGAUAAAGAAAUUAUGGAGGUAUGUAAGUGUCGACCCCAUUUAGAAAAAUAUUUUUCGAUGAAGUGUCGCUGCGAAAAAUGUAAGGAAGAACGACGAAAAGAAAAUGAGAUUAAAGCAUAUCGACUUAAACAAAAAGAAAUGUCUUCUGUCCAAAACACUACUGAGGAAACAACGAAUGAAUUUGGAGAUUAUGAUCCCGAUAAUUAUCAGAAUGAUUAUCAAAGUCCUAUUUAUUCUGACUAUGACACUGGCUAUGACUAUAAUUAUGGUUAUGGACAAGAAACUGAGUUAAUUGAAGAACCUAUCCAAGAAGUAGAUUCGGAUGUGUACGGCGAAACUAAGUGCCAAUGUCUAAAAAUGUACACAGAAAAGUUAAAAUUCUACGAAGAUUAUAAAAAAAGAAUUGCUGCUGUGGUUAGAUUAAAAUCCAAAAGUAAUAAGUAUAUUGUUGGAGGUGUUGUGAACUCCCCGGAUGGACCCGUUUAUCUAAUAUCUGGCGUCCGGCAGGAACCGGACUGCAAAUGUGCUGCUAUGAUAAAAAAACAAUUGGAGGAAGAACACAUGAUGGCUAUGAUGCCACAGCCUCCAAAGGGGCGAGUUACGUACCACAUUUGUGGAGUAAAAGAGACCGACCAGGGCAAUGUUUUUAUUUUGUCCAAUGCCAAAUACAUAGAAGAAUGCCCAUGUAUGGAUAUGUUUAGGCGAUUCGAAAAUGCUCACGCUUUUUGCACGGAUUUUUAUACCAAUUAUUUGACGCAAAUGUUGAAUUACAUCAAUGAAUAUUUACUAGAGUUGGACAAACAGAAGGAGAUUUUCCGCGAGGAAAAAGAACUGGAAAACAUUGAGAAAAAGCAACAAAGUAUUAGGAAUUUUAUUGAGGAAACCAAAAAGUUAAUAAGAGAUAAUGAGUUGUUUAUGGAUGAUCCUAUUGUUCCAACUUUAAAAUUUGAAGUAAAUCCUGAUACGUUAUAUCAUUGUAAACAAGAUGAAAGGUCCAAUGAAGAACAUGAAGGGGAAGAAGAUCAGGGACCAGAAGAUCAACCAUUUGAAGAACCUCCUGAGGAUAAACCUCAAAAUCCUUCCAAUCAUUCUCAAGAAAACGAUGUUAUACCACCAGAUUCUUCUAAUGAGAAACCUGUGCUUCCUAAAAAGCAAUCUAAAAGGACUAAACCUCGAAUCAAAGGAGUAGCAUCUAAGCCAAAGAAAGAGGAAGUGAUAAGUGCACCAGAACCUAUAGACAUUUCCGAUGUUGAAAUUAAAAGAUUUUUUAUUAUUAAAAAGUUUCCCAAAUCGUAUUCUAAGCAAGAGAAUCUGCUUAAGGCUGCCUUAUUAAGCUUGCAAGAAGAUGGAUUUCAUAUAGCUAAACUUCCUGAUUGUCAUAAGUUACCCCAUUUCAAGAUUUGGUUGCAAAUGAGAAGCGGUGUGACCUGGACAUCUAAAGAUAUAAUUAAAUUUUGGAAUGUGUCUAAAGAUUUAACAAACCUUCAUAUUGCAAAGUGUUAUGCCAGAGUCGAAAUGGAAAACCCAUUAACGGUUGAACAAAUGCGACGGGCCACAUGGGCUGAUUCAGAUUACUACAAAGCGUUGAUUGACAAGACUAGAUUCGACUUUUAUCGUAAAAUCAAGCAGAGUCUGAUAGAAAAUUCAAGAGAAUUCUUCCCUUCUUUGUUUUUGUACCAAUUUUAUUCAGAAAGAAUACGUAAUGCAUUUUUUUCAUUGUCGCCGUCGAAAGAAGAGGAAAUUUAUCCAUUUAAAAUUAUCCGUCCGCAUGAAUUAAAGUUAAAAAAAUAACUUCUAAAGUAUAUUUCUUUAUUUCUGUAAUUAGAAAAAUUUUAGUUGGUUUAUUAAUUUUAUUAAUAAAAUUUUAUUAAUAACA